Liolophura sinensis is the source of this 1652-nucleotide messenger RNA. RefSeq names its product reticulon-4-interacting protein 1 homolog, mitochondrial-like. The transcript has 10 exons. Lineage: Eukaryota; Metazoa; Mollusca; Polyplacophora; Chitonida; Chitonidae. Bases 368 to 1573 code for a protein of 401 amino acids. Gene Ontology annotation, molecular function: zinc ion binding; oxidoreductase activity. The record is from RefSeq and is a predicted model, not a curated record. Gene Ontology annotation, cellular component: mitochondrion.
UUAACGUGAGAUUAAGCAUGAUCAGUUGUCAUCAUUCACAUCCUCUUCGACAAGCAGAAAGAUUAAACAUUGUCUGUAGAGUAGAAUUUCUCCGCUCUGAUCUCUGGCACAGUUUGUUUUUCGUCUGCAAAUGUAGCCAUGUGCCCGGCGUCAAUGUCAAAGGUCACGCGAGUCUACUGCUUCCGGUCAAAACAACACUGAUAGCGACCGGCAUGUGCAUUGCUGGGCUGACAACGUGCAUACAUUGAUUUCUUUGAGCAGUAUGUCAUAUAUAGCUGGAGCAUUUCAGUGUCUUCAUAUCAAAACCAGCGCAAACAAACCCCGAUAACCGGAGCUAUCAAUCUCAGUUCAAGCACAGCCUGCAGUCAUGGUAGCAGUACAUAUUGUGAGGAUGUCUAGGCUACGGGCCUGUGUAACCCUGGCUCACGUACGUUACACCUCCACACAAGCUGACCCCGCUCCCAAUCCAGGCACCCGGGGUCACAUGUCCGCCUGGCAGAUUCAUCAUUAUGGGGGGAACGAGGAGCUGACCCUAUCCUCAACGGUGAGGAUGCCCACGCUACGGAGCCCUGAGGAUAUCCUCAUCGAGGUCAAUGCUGCCAGUGUCAACCCUAUUGAUGUCAGAAUGAGAGGUGGGUAUGGCCGAGUGGUGUUUGGAGUGAUGAGAAAGGGCCUGAGUUCACUCCCUUUUCUUCAACCAGAUGUCCCAUCGGAGUUUCCUCUCACGCUUGGAAGAGAUUUUUCAGGUGUUGUUGUGGAAACAGGCAAGAAAGUCCGCAAGUUUAGAAUAGGAGAUGAGGUCUGGGGAGCAUUCAGUAUCAACAGACAAGGUUCUCAUGCACAGUUUACAGUGGCUUCUGAAAAAGAGAUAGCUAAGAAACCAGCUAAGCUGACACAUGUGGAGGUGGGGUCCAUGCCUUAUGUUGCCAUGACGACAUGGGCAGCCCUCUGUUCUGUUGGAGAAAUGAAGGAGAGUAACACUCUGGGUCAAAGGGUUCUAAUAGUUGCUGGGUCUGGGGGCAUUGGGAACUUUGCUAUUCAGUUGAUGAAGGCUUGGGGAGCAGAAGUGACAACCACCUGUAGUACAGACGCUGUGCAUCUGUGUCAGGGGUUAGGGGCCGAUAACGUCAUUGAUUACACAACAAGUAAUGUGGCAGAGGAGCUGAAGAGGAUAUCCGGAUUUGACAUGAUUCUGGAUACCAUAGGGGCGAAAAAUCAUGGUGUUUCUGUAGACCUGUUGAAGAGCUGGAAAAAUUCAAAAUAUGUCACAGUUGUCCCCCCUUUAAUGAAGAAUGCUGACGAGUAUGGGUUGUUGUUGGGAACAGCUAAAAGUAUGGGAACAUUGGGAUUCAAUGUAAUGGAGGGAUUUCGAGGCGGCAGAAGUUACAGAUGGGCAUUGUUUGUACCCAAUGGACGUGCUCUUGGGCAGGUGACAGAGAUGGUGGAAAAUGGCCAGAUUCAUCCUGCCAUAGACAAGGUGUUCCCAUUCAGUGAGGUGCCUCAGGCCUUUGCUAAAGUGGAGCAGGGACAUGCGCGUGGAAAAACUGUGAUAGAUGUCACCAAAAUGGAGUGAAAAGUACACUGCACCCAGUUCUCAUGUUGGAGAGAUUACGGUUCAAAUUUGGAUAUCAUCCAGUUAUUGCAGACAGAUG